This is a messenger RNA of Gadus chalcogrammus (walleye pollock), 2935 nucleotides long. Its product is annotated as B-cell receptor CD22-like. The transcript is spliced from 7 exons. The record is from RefSeq and is a predicted model, not a curated record. Bases 735 to 2660 code for a protein of 641 amino acids. Lineage: Eukaryota; Metazoa; Chordata; Actinopteri; Gadiformes; Gadidae.
UGUAGAGCUGCACUCUAACUCAAAGAUUUUCACGUGUAUUAAUCUGAAUGAUUGAUGUCAAAUGUAGGCCUUCAAUGUAUAUUCGCUGUAGAUCAGCCUAAAAAAUAUAGCACUAUACAUGUACGGUACAAUUAUAAUUAUUUUAAGAAAAUUAUAAAAUUAUGAUUUUGUUAAAUAAUUGAAAAGUCUUGUGUUUUUUUAUUAUGUUUGCAUUUUUGUUAGGUUCUUCUUGUGACUGAAGGAUGCGUGGAUAUAUACAUAUACGUAUGUUAUCAGUGUUGUAAAUAUGCUAUGGGUGUGGUGUCAGUUAGGCUUGACCUGUGAAGCAGAACUUUGUUCACUUUUUUUUUGCAUCUGCACACCAAAGUUUAGAAUAACAGGAAACAAACGUUUUUUUCAAUAAAGAUAACAUUCAAUUGCUCAGAAAUACAGACUAGACAUUGUUAAUGUGGUAAAUUACUAUUCUAGCUGGAAACUGCAGAUUUUUUAUGGAAUGUCUACAUAGAUGCACAGAGGCCCAUUUCCAGCAACCAUAACACCUGUGUUCUAAUGGUACAUUGUUUAGCUAAUCGUGUUAAAAGGCUUAUGGAUGAUUAGAAAACCCUUUUUGCAAUUCUGUUAGCGCAGCUGAAAACUGUUGAACAAAAGUGUGAGUUUUCAUGGAAAAUAUGAAAUUGUCUGGGUGACCUCAAACUUCUGAACGGUAGUGUAUAUGUAUACAUACAUUAGAGUCAAUGAAACGAUCAGAAUCUUCUUGUUUCAGAACCAUGAUCUGGUGGACUCCCAUAGUGGUGGUGGGACUUAUGCUGCUUGUAAGAGAUUCCUUGUGCCAAGGAUUUAGCUUUAAAUUGAUGGAAACUAAUGUGACUGCCAAAGAGGGCGAGUGUGUUCAGAUCAAAUGUACCGGUUCUGGCUAUAUCAGGGAUAAAUCUCCUAUCUGGUUCUGGUUUAAAAAUGCAAAAUUCAAUACGACAUUGAGAAAAUUACAAGGCACAGUUGUGUAUAACAGCAGCACCAACAAGGUCCAUCAGGACUUUGAGGGCCGAGUGACGGUCGGGUCACCCAAAUUCCCCUACGGCAACAAAGAGUGGGUCCUUAAGAUCUGCUGUCUCCGCAUGAGUGACAGCGGUAACUAUUCUUUUAGAUAUGUAGGUGUAAAACUUUUUCACACAGAGCCUGUGGCGAAGCUUCAAGUUAAUGAAAAUCCAUGCAAAGUCAGUUUUCAGACAAGUAAAAUAUAUUUGAAUGAAUCUGACGAGGCCGUCUUCACCUGUUCAACUACAUCGAGUUCGUGUGGCAAGCGACCAAUCAUCACAGGGCUCCCGACGCACGCCCAUUUGAAUAGAGAUAGCGGUACAAGCACAGUGGCCACGCUCACGGUCGUCUCGACGGACCACCAAACAGUACUGUCGUGUGGCGUACCGGGCCUCAUCGACGAGUGUGUCCGCCAGAACGUCACCCUGACGGUACAGUACACUCCUAGGAAGCCCGUUCUAUCUGGGACAGGGAAAAAUGUGACUCUGGGAGAGUCUCUAACACUGACCUGUUCAGCUGAGGCGUUUCCUGCCCCGACUGUCUACACCUGGUUCCUCCACAAGGACUGGAAGAACGGGACCACCCACUCUCCAGGGUGGCUCAACGGGACCUCCAACGACCGGCUGGAGAUCGAGCGUGUGACGAGGGCUCACCACGGCUGCUACCAUUGCAGCGCCUCCAACCUCCUUGGAAGAGGGAAUGACAGCAGUAGCUACUGCGUCGAGGUACUCUUUGCUCCCGCCCUGCCGGUUCUGUCUAUGGUAAAGUUGGCCACUGAGGGGGAGGAAAUCACUAUCCACUGCAAUGUGGAGAGCUGGCCCCUCCCCUCCAGCCUGAACCUGUCAUGGAGCUCCGCCAAAGAUCCCAGCAUGCAUCACCUCCUCCACCGUGUCUCCAACGCAGCCUCACUGACCAAGAGGCUCAAUGUGACGUCUGCCUCGGCCGGUCGCUACACCUGCAGAGCUCAGAACACCCAAGGAUCCAACCAAUCGGAGACGGACUUAACGGUCAACUAUGCUCCUCAGAAUGUGAGUGUUAAAGCGAAGAGUUUGGAACUGACUGAGGGGAAUACCCUGGAGCUGUUCUGUGAGGCCAAGUCCUUCCCUACUGUCAGCAACUACAGCUGGACCAGGACCAGGACCAGCGCCGGCCAGGAGGAGGUCGUAGGAUCCGACCAGAAACUGAAUCUAUCGCCGGUCACUUCGGCCGACCAUGGGCGGUACCGCUGCAGGGCCCAGAACCUAGUGGGAAGCAGAGUGUCCCGAGAAGUUGGGGUGACAGUGAAAUAUGCUCCCAAAAGUGCAACGAUAACAGUAUUGAGUGGGCAGGUGUACGAUGCUGGCGCUCCGAUUCAACUGAGCUGUCUUAGUACCAGCUAUCCACCUGUCGAUUCGUACAAGUGGUACAAGAAGUUGAACAACGUAUCAAAUGUGGAGCCUGUCCAGAGCGGUCAAAACCUGACGGUCCGUCCAGACCAUCCCGGGAUCUACCACUGUUAUGCCUCCAAUGAAAUAGGCGGAACAGAUUCCAACCCGGUCCGAUUGUUCCUCAACAGUCAGUACACUUCCUCAUGCUCAGAUAGGGCCUGCUUUUACGUGAGCCUCGAUACAGAAGUCUUGGUUUGAAAGGCUGGCUGUUGUCCUGACUGCUGUUCUGUUAUUCUUCCAGUUUUUCUGACUGUGAAUGUUUUUGUUCUACCUGUUGCUGUUAUUACUGUUGAUCUGAAUGUUGUUGUUCGGCCUGUUGCUGUUCUGACUUUUAUUCUGUAACUGUUGUUAUAUGACUGUUGUUCUGUGACAGUUGUUCUGUGACUGUUGUUCUUCUGACUGUUGUUCUGUGACUUUUGUUCUGACUGUUUUCCUGCGACUGUUCUUCUGACUGUUGUUCUUUGAUUGAUGUU